Molecule: messenger RNA, 1109 nt
Organism: Triticum urartu
Lineage: Eukaryota; Viridiplantae; Streptophyta; Magnoliopsida; Poales; Poaceae
Biological process (GO): retrograde vesicle-mediated transport, Golgi to endoplasmic reticulum
Cellular component (GO): SNARE complex; endoplasmic reticulum
Molecular function (GO): SNAP receptor activity
Source: RefSeq, a predicted model, not a curated record
GGUAAAAUCGAUGACCAGCAAGAAGUGAGCCCAACGCAGUGUAAUUUCUUAGUUGGAUUUACUGCUGGUUUGUCAGUUUGUCCAAUUGAAUGUUUCUUGCUUGAUUCCGUUUUCAUUGUAAGUCUCGUAUUUAACAAGUUAUUGCUUCAUUAGUAGCAGCAUGAUAAAUCCGCUGAAUUGAUCUAUUCAGAUAAUAAAGAUGGACGAGGUCACACAAGCCGUUGAAAACCUGAAAAGUGAAUGGAGCCAAGCAGUUGCACAGCUUGAGGUGUGCAUUGCUGCAAUUGAAUUCUGUGGGAAGAUGGGGAAAGGGACAGAAGAAGCAAUGUCUCUUCCUAGGUUGAACGGUUCUGCACAGGAUGCACUGCAAUUGCUGAAUGCACUGCAAUGCAGGCUUGAUCUUCUGGCAGAGCAGCUACCCACUUUUGAAGAAGUUCAGUCUGGACAGGCAACCUUAGGAUCAUGGAAGGAACAGUAUCAGCGGCUGCGUGCGACCCUGAGGAGUGCUAACUUACAAGCAAAAGUGAACAUUGGAAAAGCUGCUCAAGAAGAGAGGGAGCUUCUUCUGGGAGGUGGAGAAGAGUCCACUAUUCGGAGGCGUAAUCUCCAGACAAAGGCUGGGAUGACAUCCGCUGCAGAAAGUAUUACUGAGAGCCUCCGUAGGUCUCGGCAGUUGAUGGUUCAGGAAGUGGAAAGAAGUGCUAAUACCUUGUCAACUUUUGAUGAAUCGACAAGUGUUCUCCGAAAGGCUGAAGGUGAGUAUCAAGGGCGCCGCUCUUUGCUGAUGCGCACCCGUGGUAUGCUCUCCACGAUGCAACUACAAGAUGUUCUCGAUAGGAUCAUCCUGACCAUUGGGUUCCUCGUGUUCUCCUUGGCGGUUCUCUAUGUUGUCUCAAGACGUAUUGGCCUGUUGACACUGCAAAGGAAGCUGGCUGAUGCUAUCAGAUCAGGCUCAGUAUCAGCUGGAGACAUCUUGGCUAAAGUGCAGGAGGGACCUGCCCCAACAAAUGCUCCUUAUGAUGAACUGUGAUUUUACUUCCAUCCAUUGUUUAUACAUGAGCUUACAUCCAGAGGCAAGCUUACCUUUAAGAGUUCUUAUUUCUUAUUAG